Molecule: messenger RNA, 1800 nt
Organism: Prunus armeniaca (apricot)
Lineage: Eukaryota; Viridiplantae; Streptophyta; Magnoliopsida; Rosales; Rosaceae
Source: the annotation of a GenBank genome assembly
AUGGGUCACCUGAACCUGCCCGCAUCGAAGCGGAGCCCGAGGCAUUGGCGCCUCUUGGACCUUGUCUCAGCGGCCUUCUUCGGCAUAGUGAUUGUCUUCUUCCUCCUAGUCUUCACUCGCUUGGGUGACUCGCUCGCUGCCUCGGGUCGCCAGGCUCUUCUCUUAUCGACCAAUGCCGAUCCGAAGCAACGACACCGUUUAGUGGCGUUGGUGGAGCUCGGGCAGCACCAGCAGCCCAUUGAGGCAUGCCCGGUCGAUGCCGUCGACCACAUGCCGUGCGAGGACCCCAGGCGCAACAGCCAAUUAAGUCGAGAGAUGAACUUUUACAGAGAGAGGCAUUGCCCUCUGCCUGAGGAGACCCCUCUCUGCUUGAUCCCACCUCCCAAUGGCUACAAGAUUCCGGUUCAGUGGCCCGACAGCUUGCACAAGAUAUGGCACAGCAACAUGCCACACAACAAAAUCGCAGACAGGAAAGGUCAUCAGGGGUGGAUGAAACUGGAAGGCCCACACUUCAUUUUCCCUGGUGGUGGUACCAUGUUUCCAGAUGGAGCUAUACAAUAUAUUGAAAAACUUGGACAGUACAUCCCUAUCAGUGAUGGCGUCCUGCGAACUGCUCUCGAUAUGGGUUGUGGGGUUGCCAGUUUUGGGGGGUAUCUUCUGUCCAAAGACAUUUUGGCAAUGUCAUUUGCUCCAAGAGAUUCCCACAAGUCACAGAUACAAUUUGCAUUGGAAAGAGGAAUUCCAGCAUUUGUUGCUAUGCUUGGCACUCGCAGGCUUCCAUUUCCUGCUUUCUCAUUUGAUUUGGUGCACUGCUCUCGAUGUUUGAUCCCUUUUACUGCCUAUAAUGCCACAUAUUUCCUUGAAGUGGAUCGUUUACUUCGCCCAGGAGGAUACCUAGUAAUCUCCGGUCCUCCUGUGCAGUGGACUAAUCAAGACAAGGAAUGGGCGGAUCUCCAGGGUGUCGCAAGAGCAUUGUGUUAUGAGCUGAUUGCUGUGGAUGGAAACACAGCUGUCUGGAAAAAGCCUGCUGGAGAUUCAUGCCUUCCUAACCAAAAUGAAUUUGGCCUUGAAUUGUGUGGUGAAUCAGAUGACCCAAGUGAUGCAUGGUAUUACAAUUUAAAGAAAUGUAUGAGUAGGACAUCUUCUGUCAAGGGAGAAUAUGCUGUUGGGAUGAUUCCAAAGUGGCCAGAGAGGCUGACAAAAGCUCCUGCAAGGGCCACACUCAUGAGAAAUGGCAUCGAUGUGUUUGAGGCUGACACGCGACGUUGGGCGAGAAGAGUUGCUUACUAUAAGAACUCCCUAAACCUGAAGCUUGGAACUCCAGCUGUACGCAAUGUCAUGGACAUGAAUGCAUUUUUUGGAGGUUUUGCAGCUGCACUAAAAUCUGACGCUGUGUGGGUGAUGAAUGUUGUUCCUGCCCGCAAGCCCUCAACUCUUUCCGUAAUCUUUGACAGAGGUCUUAUUGGAGUAUACCAUGACUGGUGUGAGCCUUUCUCAACGUACCCUCGUUCUUAUGACUUCAUCCAUGUAACCGGAAUUGAAUCACUCAUAAAGCAUCCAGGUUCCACCAAGAACAGCUGUAACCUUGUGGAUUUGAUGGUGGAGAUGGAUCGAAUGUUGCGUCCUGAAGGAACGGUUUUGGUUAGAGACUCCCCUGAAGUAAUAGAAAAAGUAGCUCGCAUAGCUCAUGCCGUAAGGUGGACUGCUAGCAUACAUGAGAAAGAACCAGAGUCACACGGGAGAGAGAAAAUUCUUGUUGCAACGAAAACGUUUUGGACUUUGCCUUCAGCAUCCAACUGA